AACAUGGGUAAAAUAACGCUCUAUGGUAUCGACGGCAGUCCGCCUGUACGCUCUGUCUUGCUCACUCUGAAAGCGUUGAAUCUACCCUUCGAGUAUAAGGUCGUUAAUUUGCUUGCCGGCGAGCACAUGACCCCGGAAUUUUUAAAGAUGAACCCACUUCAUACUGUGCCCACACUGGAUGACAAUGGCUUCUACAUCGGCGACUCACACGCUAUCAACGCCUAUUUGGUGUCCAAAUAUGGAAAGACAGACAUACUGUAUCCCCAGGAACUGCAAUAUCGUGCCAUCGUAGACCAACGCCUCUUCUACAACGCCAGUGUAGCUCUCCCUAGCCUUCGUGCCAUUCUUAAGCAGGUGCUUUUCCUGAACGAAUUAAAUAUUCCAAAGGAGAAAAUAGAUGCUCUCGCCGAGGUCUACACCACAUUAGAACUGUACCUGAAAGACCAAACCUACGUGGCUGGAAAUAUGCAAACAAUUGCCGACUUCCACUUCAUUUCUGUUAUCACAACGGCGACAGUAUUUCUGGAAGUCGAUCGAAGCACAUAUCCAAAGCUUGCUGCCUGGCUGGAACGGGCCAAGUCCCUACCCUACUACGAGGAGGCCAACGGCAAGGGCGUCGCAGGGAUCAUUGGCCUGAUUAAGUCAAAAGACCCCAAAAUUGUUUAAGUCAUGUCAUACUAGAUAUUAAUCCCAUGUUACUAUGUAAUUAGCAAGUUUAAUGACAAUUGAAUUGGCGUGUUCUCCAUAGAGCACGUAGUCGAACGUGAGUUUGUUGUAGUUUUCAUUUAUUUAAACCCCAAGGACCGCUAAAUGCCCUAUCUAGGAAUCACCUAGCAACCGAACUAAUUCAUACAAAUAGCUUACUGUGUGAUUCAAGUUCAUGACGUACUUGACAUUCGUCACUACAAAGAACAAUAAAACUCUUCUUUCGGCCAUUCGGCACUUUCACACCA
Molecule: messenger RNA, 953 nt
Organism: Scaptodrosophila lebanonensis
Lineage: Eukaryota; Metazoa; Arthropoda; Insecta; Diptera; Drosophilidae
Product: glutathione S-transferase 1-like
Exons: 1
Coding region: 4-666 (220 amino acids)
Biological process (GO): glutathione metabolic process
Molecular function (GO): glutathione transferase activity
Source: RefSeq, a predicted model, not a curated record